This is a messenger RNA of Amphibalanus amphitrite, 717 nucleotides long. Its product is annotated as C-type lectin lectoxin-Thr1-like. Lineage: Eukaryota; Metazoa; Arthropoda; Thecostraca; Balanomorpha; Balanidae. Gene Ontology annotation, molecular function: signaling receptor activity. The transcript has a single exon. The coding region runs from base 1 to 717 and encodes 238 amino acids. The record is from RefSeq and is a predicted model, not a curated record.
AUGUUUCUGUUCGCCGUCGUACAGCACAGACACGCGCCACACGCGUUCCUCGUCGGCUGCAGCAUGUCCUUGUCGCGGCUGUGUCUGCUCCUGCUGUUGCCGACGCCGCUGACGACGACGGCGACCAUCCUGGAGAGCGCCAUUGUGCUGGUGCUGCCUCAGGGUGGCCAUACCCUUAGCAAGCUGGGUAGCCAGGCUGUCGGCAACUGCGCCCAGUGUGGCCUGCUCUGUGCGCAGCAAGAGGAGUGUCUGGCGGUGACCUGCUCCGAUGUCGCCGAGAAAGGGGUCUGCCAGCUCCUGGGAGAUGAGAUGGGAAUUUGCGACACGGAUUGGACAGAAUUCAACGGAGCCUGCUACAUCGUACUCAGAGAAAGACGGAUUUGGAGCGCAGCGAAGGCUGCCUGUCGCCAGCUGCGCGCUGGCUCCGAACUAGCCUCGAUCCACUCGCAGGAGGAAAAUGAUUUUGUGAAGCGCAAUCUCCUGUACGGUCAGAGCGCUUUCAUCGGCCUGGAGCACACCGGACCGUCUACUACUCGGAACUUCUACUGGCUGGACGACACACCGUUCGACUUCACCCACUGGCGCGAUGGUCAGCCUAACGACAGGGCAGAAAACGACCUCUGCGUGGUGGCCCAGGCUGGGGACGUGGUUUGGCUGGACUUCAUCGUGGCUGAAACGAUGUCUCUCUACCCGCAGCUGUGCAAGUACACGCCCUAA